Alternaria ethzedia is the source of this 909-nucleotide messenger RNA. RefSeq lists its product as uncharacterized. NCBI's taxonomy places the organism in Eukaryota, Fungi, Ascomycota, Dothideomycetes, Pleosporales, Pleosporaceae. Bases 1 to 909 code for a protein of 302 amino acids. The record is from RefSeq and is a predicted model, not a curated record. The transcript is spliced from 2 exons.
AUGUCGGCUCAGUUCAUGCAAAUGUUGCAGAACAUGCAAGGGCGGUCAAGCCGUACGGUGGAAGACAUGAUCAAUUCCGAUGACCAGCUCGCUGGCAUGGACGGCAUGGAACUUCGCGGCUGGAGCCACAACAACCCCACGGUGCCCAGUCGUGACCUCAAGGACCCAGUCGGCCAGACCCUCCUCGCUAUCUUCAAUCAAGAAUUCGACGCACUACAAAACUACGUGGAGAUGAUGAUCAAACAGCUCGGGGGCACCGAGGAAGCUCGCGAGACGCUCAGGAAGGAUCUCUUCGCCAAACGAUGGGGCCCCACGAAAACACCCAUCUACAAUGUACUCUUGCCAGCGCUGCACAUGAUGCCAAACAAGAAGCAAGAAUUACUGGGCGUCGUGAAGUAUCUAGCCAAUGAUCUCAAAGUGCCAGUCGAUGGCAAGGACGUCGUGGGCAGCACCGCCCUCUUCUGGGCCAUAUCCACAAAACCCUACGUGCAACUCGAAUUCGCGCAGAUCCUCUUCGACGCUGGCGGUUCCGUCAACACGAAGAACCGCUUCGGUGCUACCCCAGGUUCAGAGAUCGCCCAAGCCGACAUCCACGGCGACACGAGCAAGAACGUGCAGAUGCUCAAGUGGUACGUGGAGCAUGGCGGUGAUGUCGACAGCAAGGACACGGAUGGUAUGAGUAUCAAGACGUUGGUCGAGAUGAUGAACAUGAAGGUGCCGGCUAUGGCUGCGGUUCUCAAGAAAGGAAGGGGACCGAGGAAAGAGGGGGAUUGCACUAACUGCGGGAGGAGCCCGAAGGAUGGCAAGGUCUUCUCGGCUUGUGGCAAGUGUAAAAAGGCGAGGUAUUGUUCGCAGGAGUGUCAGAAGGUGGAUUGGAAGGGGCAUAAGAAGAUUUGUAAGGCGACGUAG